Messenger RNA from Anneissia japonica, 1006 nucleotides. RefSeq names its product probable ubiquitin-conjugating enzyme E2 C. Bases 109 to 648 code for a protein of 179 amino acids. NCBI's taxonomy places the organism in Eukaryota, Metazoa, Echinodermata, Crinoidea, Comatulida, Comatulidae. The record is from RefSeq and is a predicted model, not a curated record. The transcript has 5 exons.
UAAAAAACCAAUUGCGUCUGAAAUUUAAAGUCAAGUUUAGCGUUGUUGUAUUGAGUCAGUCUUCCAUUCUGUCUGAAUUUUACAGUUAUAUUUGGUGUAUUUUACAAAAUGGCUUCACAAAACAUAGAUCCGACAACAGUUGUUCCAAGACGGAAAGAAACUACAGAAUCAGUAACAGGAAAAAAAGAUAAUCAUUCAGUAACAAAACGGUUACAACAUGAUCUUGUGACUCUCAUGAAAAGUGGCAGUAAAGACGUAUCAGCAUUUCCAAAUGGUGACGAUAUGUUCAACUGGAUAGCAACAAUUAAUGGCUCCAAAAAUACUGCUUACGAAGAUUUGACUUUUAAGCUAAGUCUAGCGUUUCCAAGUGGCUAUCCUUAUAUCCCACCAACUGUAAAGUUUGUCACCCCAAUAUUCCAUCCAAAUGUUGAUCAGCAUGGAAAUAUCUGCUUGGAUAUCUUAAAAGAAAAAUGGUCACCGCUUUAUACUGUCAGUACAAUCCUAAUUUCAUUACAGAGCUUACUUGGAGAACCAAACAAUGAAAGUCCAUUGAACGUACAAGCAGCAGAAAUGUGGGAAGACCAAACUAAAUUUAAAAGGGUAGUACGAGAAAAAUAUGAAAAGAAACCUAAAGGAUCAACAAGAUGAAAAAAGAUUAUGAAUAUAUAAUAUACGGUACCAUAUACAUCAUGCCCACGAGUCAAUUCUUGAAAAAUUAUUCCAAGAUGAUGUCCAGCAUAGUUGUAAAUACAAUUUUAUUCAUUACUCUCAACUAAUGUAUGAUGCUUGCAUAAUCAAGGAAUUAUCAGACAAUUGAUACAAAAUUUUAUGCUCUGCUUUAGACUCCUGCAAUACAAUUCUGUGCUUGUAAAAACCAGCAAAUAAGAGAUGAAACAUAUAUUGCAACUGAAGCAGCAGAUUUUAUAAAUGUAAUGUAGUUUUUCAUAGUUUUACCGGUUGUUUUUAUAGUCCUGUACAGAAAUGAAUAAAAAGAAUGUAGAUGUUA